Didymodactylos carnosus is the source of this 3099-nucleotide messenger RNA. NCBI's taxonomy places the organism in Eukaryota, Metazoa, Rotifera, Eurotatoria, Philodinida, Philodinidae. The record is from the annotation of a GenBank genome assembly.
AUGAAUAACUUCAAAAGAAAAAAUUUUACACAAAACUCACAUCCACAAAAUUUGAAUUCAGAACAUAAUGGUGGACCAUCAAAACGUCCAAAACGAGUGGAUGAUGACGAUGAUGAGAAUGAAAAUGAAAUUGAUUCACAAUAUGAUGAUGCUGAAAUAGAAAAUAAAGAAAAUUUUCUCGAACUUGGUGAAGGUCCAGCAUAUGAAGCCACUAAUAUCAAAUGGUCUCGUCCAGAAAUUCCAUCGAUUGAUUCAACAACAUAUAAGCUUAUAUUUCAACAAAUUGAUUUAGAUGCGUAUACAGAUUACAAUGGUAUUCCAACAAUUCUUAGUACACAAAGACAGGUCCACCAACGUGGUCAAACAACCGUUGUUCGUUUAUAUGGUGUGACCGAUGAAGGUUACAGUGUUAUGGCACAUUUAUACGGUUAUGUACCCUAUUUAUAUACAACAGCACCACCAAAUUUUAAAAAAACGGAUAUUGAAAGAUUUAAACAAAAUUUUAAUCAAGCGCUACGUAAUGAGGCACGUAGCAAAGAUUUACCACAAGAAGUUUGUGUAGAUAUUGAAUUAGAAGAAAAAGAAAGUGUACUUGGUUUUCAUAAUAAUGAAAAACUUCAAAUAUUAAAAAUUUAUGUGUUAAUACCACGUCUAAUAGCAACAUCUCGAAGAAUAUUAGAACAUGGUUUUCAGUGGACUGGUCAAUCUAAUAGUAUGCAGGCAUAUCAAACAUAUGAAUCGAAUAUUGAUUUUGAAAUAAAAUUUAUGGCUGAUAUGAACAUUGUUGGAUGUAAUUGGAUUGAAAUACCAGCUGGAAAAUAUCGAAUUAGACAAAUGAUGACGCAUGACACUGCUUCACAAGGAAAAAUACAGUCAAGAUGCCAAAUUGAAAUUGAUGUAUGGUAUGAAGAUAUUAUCUCUUAUCCAACUGAAGGCGAAUGGCAAAGAAUUGCUCCAUUACGUAUAAUGAGUUAUGAUAUUGAAUGUGCUGGUAGAAAAGGUAUAUUUCCUGAACCAGAAAAAGAUAGUGUUAUUCAAAUAGCCAGUAUGGUCAUUCGACAAGGCGAAAAAGAAGAAUUUAUUAGAACUGUCUUCACAUUAGGUACAUGUGCUAAUAUAGCUGGUGCACAAGUCAUUCAAUGCUUUAGAGAACAAGAUUUAUUACAAAAAUGGUCCGAUUUUGUUCGUGAAGUUGAUCCAGAUAUAAUAACUGGUUACAAUAUACAAAAUUUUGAUUUUUAUUAUUUAUUAACACGAGCCAAAACGUUGAAAGUAGACGGUUUUCCAUAUUUGGGACGAUUAAAAGAUGUAAAAACUGUGGUACGUUCAACUGUCCUACAAUCGAAACAAUUGGGUCGGAGAGAAAAUAAAAUUAUCAAUUUAGAAGGACGUGUUCUCUUCGAUUUGUUAUUGGUUCUUUUACGUGAAUAUAAACUUCGUUCUUAUACAUUGAAUGCAGUCAGUUUUCAUUUUCUUCAACAAACAAAAGAAGAUGUACAACAUUCGAUUAUUGGUGAUUUACAGCAAGGAAAUGAACAAACACGUCGUCGUUUAGCUGUCUAUUGUUUGAAAGAUGCUUAUUUACCAUUACGUUUAUUAGAAAAAUUAAUGUCAUUAAUUAAUUAUAUGGAAAUGGCUCGUGUAACGGGUGUACCAAUGAGUUAUUUAUUACAACGCGGUCAACAAAUUAAAGUUAUAUCACAAAUAUUAAGAAAAUGUAAAGAAAAACAAUUGUUAAUACCAGCAAUGAAAGUAACGGAUAACGGUGAUGAUUUUACGGGUGCUACAGUUUUAGAACCGGUUAGUGGGUAUUAUGAUACGCCAAUAACAACAUUGGAUUUUUCAUCAUUGUACCCAUCAAUUAUGAUUGCACAUAAUCUCUGUUAUACAACAUUGGUUGGACCGACAAUCAGACAGAGUUUGUCUCCAACUGAUUACAUCAAAACGCCAUCAGAUAAUUAUUUUGUUAAAUCUCAUAUACGUCGCGGUAUAUUACCUGAAAUAUUAGAAAAUUUAUUAUCAACACGUAAACGUGUCAAACAAAUGUUGAAAGAUGAAAAAGAUGAAUUUCGUAAAAAAGUUUUAGAUGGUCGACAAAAUGCAUUAAAAAUAUCAGCCAAUAGUGUGUAUGGUUUUACUGGUGCACAAGUUGGAAAAUUACCAUGUUUAGAAAUAUCACAAAGUGUAACAUCAUUUGGUCGACAAAUGAUAGAGAAAACAAAACAAUUAGUUGAAGAAAAAUAUAGAAUGGAAAAUGGUUCCGAAUAUGAUGCAAAAGUGAUCUAUGGUGAUACAGAUUCGGUAAUGGUUAAAUUUGGUGUACCAACGUUGGAAGAAGCAAUGAGUUUAGGACGUGAAGCCGCAGAAUAUAUUACAAAAAAUUUUCUACCGCCAAUUAAAUUAGAAUUUGAAAAAUGUUAUUAUCCAUAUUUAUUAAUUAGUAAAAAACGUUAUGCUGGUCUUUAUUUUACGAAACCAACACAUCAUGAUAAAAUGGACUGUAAAGGAAUUGAAACUGUAAGAAGAGACAAUUGUGAAUUAGUGGCUAAUUUGAUUAGUACAUGUCUUGAAAAAUUAUUAAUUGAACGUGAUCCUAAUGCUGCCGUUGAUUAUGUUAAACAGACAAUAUCUGAUUUAUUAUGUAAUCGUAUUGAUAUUUCACAAUUAGUUAUAACAAAAGAAUUGACAAAAACUGAUAAAGAAUAUGCUAAUAAACAAGCACAUGUUGAAUUAGCAAAUAAAAUGCGAAAACGUGAUGCUGGUAGUGCACCACAAUUGGGAGAUCGUGUCCCCUACGUGAUUGUUUCUGGUACAAAAGGACAACCCGCUUAUGAACGAGCUGAAGAUCCUGUUUAUGUUUUGGAUAAUAAUGUUCCAUUGGAUACAAAAUAUUAUCUAGAUAAUCAAAUAUCAAAACCAUUGCUAAGAAUAUUUGAACCAAUAUUGGGUAAAGCAAAAGCUGAAUCAACAUUAUUACACGGUGAUCAUACACUAACAAAAUCGAUUGUAACAUCCAAAGUUGGUAGUUUAUAUGCUUAUACGGUUAAAAAAGAAAAAUGUAUUGGAUGUAAAUUAUCUUUGGACGAUCAAGGUAAAUAA